CUUUUGUAUCUACAGAUGCAGAUCUUUGUGAAGACCCUGACAGGCAAGACCAUCACCCUCGAGGUUGAGUCCUCAGACACCAUCGACAACGUCAAGGCCAAGAUCCAGGACAAGGAGGGCAUCCCUCCGGAUCAGCAGCGUCUCAUCUUUGCCGGCAAGCAGCUUGAGGAUGGCCGGACCUUGGCCGACUACAACAUCCAGAAGGAGUCCACACUCCACCUGGUGCUGAGGCUCCGUGGCGGCAUGCAGAUCUUCGUCAAGACCCUGACCGGCAAGACCAUCACCCUGGAGGUCGAGUCCUUUGACACCAUUGACAACGUGAAGGCCAAGAUCCAGGACAAGGAGGGCAUCCCUCCGGACCAGCAGCGUCUCAUCUUUGCCGGCAAGCAGCUUGAGGAUGGCCGGACCCUGGCUGACUACAACAUCCAGAAGGAGUCCACACUCCACCUGGUGCUCAGGCUCCGUUUCUGCAUGCAGAUCUUCGUCAAGACCCUGACCGGCAAGACCAUCACCCUGGAGGUCGAGUCCUCUGACACCAUUGACAACGUGAAGGCCAAGAUCCAGGACAAGGAGGGCAUCCCUCCGGACCAGCAGCGUCUCAUCUUUGCCGGCAAGCAGCUUGAGGAUGGCCGGACCCUGGCUGACUACAACAUCCAGAAGGAGUCCACACUCCACCUGGUGCUCAGGCUCCGUUUCUGCAUGCAGAUCUUCGUCAAGACCCUGACCGGCAAGACCAUCACCCUGGAGGUCGAGUCCUCUGACACCAUUGACAACGUGAAGGCCAAGAUCCAGGACAAGGAGGGCAUCCCUCCGGACCAGCAGCGUCUCAUCUUUGCCGGCAAGCAGCUUGAGGAUGGCCGGACCCUGGCUGACUACAACAUCCAGAAGGAGUCCACACUCCACCUGGUGCUCAGGCUCUGUUUCAAGACCCUGACCGGCAAGACCAUCACCCUGGAGGUCGAGUCCUCUGACACCAUCGACAACGUGAAGGCCAAGAUCCAGGACAAGGAGGGCAUUCCCCCGGACCAGUUGCGUCUUAUCUUUGCUGGCAAACAGCUGGAGGAUGGCCGCACCCUGGCAGACUACAACAUCCAGAAGGAGUCCACCCUUCACCUGGUGCUCAGGCUCCGUGGUGGCAUGCAGAUUUUCGUCAAGACCCUGACCGGCAAGACCAUCACCCUGGAGGUCGAGUCAUCUGACACCAUCGACAAUGUGAAGGCGAAGAUCCAGGACAAGGAGGGCAUCCCCCCGGACCAGCAGCGUCUUAUCUUUGCCGGUAAGCAGCUUGAGGAUGGCCGCACCCUUGCGGACUACAACAUCCAAAAGGAGUCCACCCUCCACCUUGUGCUCAGGCUCCGUGGUGGUAUGCAGAUCUUCGUGAAGACCCUUACCGGCAAGACCAUCACCCUUGAGGUCGAGUCCUCUGACACCAUCGACAACGUCAAGGCAAAGAUCCAGGACAAGGAGGGCAUCCCCCCGGACCAGCAGCGUCUCAUCUUUGCUGGCAAGCAGCUCGAGGAUGGCCGCACCCUUGCGGACUACAACAUCCAGAAGGAGUCCACCCUCCACCUGGUUCUCAGGCUCCGUGGUGGUAUGCAGAUAUUUGUCAAGACCCUCACUGGCAAAACCAUCACCCUCGAGGUUGAGUCCUCAGACACCAUUGAUAAUGUGAAGGCCAAGAUCCAGGACAAGGAGGGUAUCCCACCGGACCAGCAGCGUCUCAUCUUUGCUGGCAAGCAGCUCGAGGAUGGCCGCACCCUUGCAGACUACAACAUCCAGAAGGAGUCCACUCUCCACUUGGUGCUCAGGCUCCGUGGUGGUAUGCAGAUCUUCGUCAAGACCCUCACCGGCAAGACCAUCACCCUGGAGGUUGAGUCCUCGGACACUAUUGACAAUGUUAAGUCCAAGAUCCAGGACAAGGAGGGCAUUCCCCCGGACCAGCAGCGUCUUAUCUUUGCCGGCAAGCAGCUUGAGGAUGGCCGCACCCUUGCGGAUUACAACAUCCAGAAGGAAUCCACCCUCCACCUUGUCCUCCGCCUUCGUGGUGGCAUGCAAAUCUUUGUCAAGACCCUCACCGGCAAGACCAUCACCCUGGAGGUUGAGUCCUCGGACACCAUUGACAAUGUGAAGGCCAAGAUCCAGGACAAGGAGGGCAUCCCCCCGGACCAGCAGCGCCUGAUCUUUGCCGGCAAGCAGCUCGAGGAUGGUCGCACCCUUGCGGAUUACAACAUCCAGAAGGAGUCCACCCUUCACUUGGUGCUCAGGCUCCGUGGUGGCAUGCAGAUAUUUGUGAAGACCCUCACCGGCAAGACCAUCACCCUGGAGGUGGAGUCAUCUGACACCAUUGACAACGUGAAGGCGAAGAUCCAGGACAAGGAGGGCAUUCCCCCGGACCAGCAGCGUCUCAUCUUUGCCGGUAAGCAGCUUGAGGAUGGCCGCACCUUGGCGGACUACAACAUCCAGAAGGAGUCCACCCUUCACUUGGUGCUCCGUCUCCGUGGUGGCCAGUAAGCUCCUGGCCAUGGAGCUGCUUCUGUCUCUGGGUUCACAAGUCUCGGUGUCUCCGGUAUCCUCCAAUGGAGUCUGGUCUGUGUCUGUCGUUGCCUGAACUGUCUUUGUUUCUGUACCAUACUGUGAUGCAGUGUUAUCGUUUGUAUCUUCAAACUUCUGCUGGUGUGGAGCAGCUUUGGUGAACUAUGAAUAAGUGAGCGCUUAAUUUGGUCCAUAA
Molecule: messenger RNA, 2728 nt
Organism: Aegilops tauschii subsp. strangulata
Lineage: Eukaryota; Viridiplantae; Streptophyta; Magnoliopsida; Poales; Poaceae
Source: RefSeq, a predicted model, not a curated record